Hevea brasiliensis (rubber tree) is the source of this 2787-nucleotide messenger RNA. Its product is annotated as protein ALTERED PHOSPHATE STARVATION RESPONSE 1-like. The record is from RefSeq and is a predicted model, not a curated record. NCBI's taxonomy places the organism in Eukaryota, Viridiplantae, Streptophyta, Magnoliopsida, Malpighiales, Euphorbiaceae. Bases 195 to 2321 code for a protein of 708 amino acids. The transcript is spliced from 4 exons.
CCCAUUCCUCCGUAAAAGCUCACUAGUAUACUUGACUUCGCUUUCUGUCUCUCUUUCUCCCUCCCUUGCUUCCCUAAUUUCUGCACUUCUCUUAUAAAAUUAAAUGCAAAGUACAUUCAUCUUCCGUUUAUCAGAAUUUGAAUUCUCUCUUCCUCUGCUAUUACUACAGCGUUUUCUCAAGUAACCGUUACUUGAUGGGCUGCUCCACCUCCAGAAUUGACCAUCUCCCUGCGGUUUCCCUCUGUCACGACCGCUGCAAGUUCCUCGAUGAAGCGCUUUAUCAAAGCUAUGCCCUUGCUGAUGCUCAUGUCGCCUAUAUGCACUCUCUCAAGGCUCUUGGCCCCUCCCUUCGCCUUUUCUUUGAUCAAAACCUUGAUAAUAUUCAUUCCGAUUCUAAUUCCAACGGUGACUCCACUGCCGCUAAAUCUAAUCCCUUGAAGUCUUCUCCUUCACCUGAUCACUAUCCCUCCAGUUCAAACUCGGAGUCGCACCUCGAUUUUCCUUCUGAUUCAGAGGACGAAGAAUUUAAGGACAGGGAUUUUGAUUUUCUUAAUGGAAUACACCCCAAUUAUUUUGAUCGGCAAACCCCGAAUCUAUCUAGAUCAGAUUCAUAUGCUUAUCAUGACCAUAAUAAGUACGCCUAUUUCGCAAAUAAUGGUGGCCUUUUUCGUUCUCGUGAGUCUCCUUGCGGUGCGUCCUCUCCAGAAGGUGGUUCUGCAUGGAAAACGCCUUCGCCUCCUCCUCCGAGUGGCUCCACUUGGGAGUUCUUGAAUUUCUUUGAUACAUAUGAGAGAUAUGAAUUACCAAUUAGGGAUAAGGAAGGGGUUCAUGAGCUUAAAGACGAAGUAGAGAGUAAAAUUCCUGGAGAUUCAGUAAAUUUGGCGGGAGAGGAGAAACAGAGUAAUGCCAAAUUGACAGUGGAAAAUGGUGAGGCGAAGCAGCCUGAUGUUAAUGUGGUGCAGACGAAUGUUAUUUCAGAGAAAGAGACGAAAGAUUCUGUCGAGUCUGAGAAUCGAAGUACCCCUGGGGUUAUGAGAGAACUGGAGGCUCUCUUUGAGAAAGCUGCAGAGUCAGGAAAUCAAGUGUUAAAGAUACUUGAUACAGGAAAAGUCCGCUACAAUAAUAAGAAUUCUAUCUAUCAAGGAGUUUCUUCCAAGAUGUUGCAUGUGGUAACCCCAUCUUUCUUGGUGAUACCUUCUAAAAUUACCGAGACCCCAUCUAAAGAGAAGAUUGGUUCUGUUGGUCAGGGCUUUGAUGAAGAUUUGGCUGUGAUUUCAGCGAAUUUGUCUUCCACUCUCAAGAAGCUAUGCAUGUGGGAGAAGAAACUAUAUGAUGAAGUCAAGGCUGAGGAAAAAUUGCGUAUUAUGCUUGCAAGGAACUAUAGGCAGGUGAAAAACAUUGGAGAGAAAGGUGCAGAAGCCAAUAAAGUUGAUUCUGCUCGAACUUUAAUCAGGGCAUUAUCUACUAAAAUCAAAGUUUCAAUUCAAGUUAUUGACAGAACAUCGAUUUUUAUCAGUAAGAUAAGGGAUGAAGAACUGUGGCCACUAAUCAGUGAACUCAUUCAAAAGUUACUUGAAAUGUGGAAAGCCAUGUUAGAUUGCCACAGGCGUCAAUCCCAAGCAGUUGUGGAAGCCAGAGGUUUAGAUGCCAUUGUAUCCAACGGGAAGUUGAGUGAAAUUCAUUUGGAAGCAGCAAUACAACUCAAGAUUGAACUUCAGAACUGUAAUCUGAGCUUUUGCAAUUGGAUCACUGCCCAAAGAAGCUAUAUCAAGGCCUUGAAUGGUUGGCUUCUAAAAUUUCUUCCAUGCAAGCCUGAAGAAAUGUCUGAUGACAAGAAACCAUUAUCUCCUGGUAAGGCAGAGGUUCCCCUUCCCCCUAUGUUCGCCUUCUUUAACCAUUGGUCACAUGGCAUGGGAAUAAUCUCGGAGAUGGAAGUGAUUAAAUGCAUGUACGGACUUUUCAUGAGCAUAAAUCAAUUAGUAGAAAGGCAUUAUAUAUACUUGCAGCAAAGACUGAUUGCAGAUAAGGAUUUGGAGAAAAGAAUCAAGAUUUUGGGAAGAAAGGAGAAAAGGAUGCAAAAGGUAAUGCAACCUCGAGGGAAGAAGAUGUUUCUAGCCAGUAAGGAUGCGAUUCGCAGCUCUUUUUCUGGAGGGGCUGUGCUUCAGAGUGAAAUGACCAACAAUAAUAGUCUUGAAUCGAGUCUGAAACAAAUAUUCAUGGCCAUAGAAAAAUUCUCCGCCAACAAUGUUCAACUUUACGAGGAACUUCAUGUGCUUGCUGAAGAAGGCAGCCUUACCAGAAGGAACCAAGUAGGUCCUUAAAAUUAUGCAUUUGGGUACUCAUGUUAGCUUGAUUUGACGAGGAUUUUCCUGGAAGGAAUUAUUGCUGGUACCUUGGUAAAUUUUACUAUCUUUGAUAAUAUGAAGCAAAGCAUCCUGGAAAUCAUGAGCUGUUUUAGAGUAGCCACCAAGCCAAGGUUAUUGGGAGAGAAGAAAUGAUGAGCGGCUCAAAAUCUGAUAAUCUUCUACUUUUGAGUGGAAUUUGAUUAAUCAUGAAUUUAAUUUAACUAAAGCACACUGCCACUUGGGUACGCUUCAUUCCAAUUUCCUUUGGCAUUUCCAUUGUUGCAGUUUUUUUUUUUUUUCAUUUUCAGCUGCUGCUUAAUUUGCCAGGUCAGGAUAUCAUUCUCUAUGGAAUUUUCCGCUUUCUCAUUGGACUAUAUAAAAAAUGUAAGUCAACAAAACCGCAUGCGUAACAAUGGAAUCUUAUUCUUAAUAGUUUUUUUAA